CGAAGCUCUGACAUCACAAGGAGGUGGUAGACCUCCUCAACCAAUAUAUUGUCACCAUGCACAUCAUCAACAGCACGCUCAAUAUCAUCUUCAACAACAGCAACAAUUAUAUGCUCAACAUUAUAAUAAUGCAAAUAAUCAAUCAAUUUAUCAACAAAUACCAGCCAUGACAGCACCCCCACAAUCAUCAUCAAUACCAACAUCAAUAGGACCACCAAAUCAUUAUCCCCCAAGUGGUCCACCAUAUUCAAAUUCAUCAUCAACUGGUAUAUACGUUUCAUCAACAAUGAAAAGACAACAACAGCAACCACAAAGUAUAUACCAACAGCAGCAACAAUUAAAAGCAGCAAUAUCACCAGAGACUGCUAUACCUAGUUCAAAUGCAGUUGAUAGCGCUAUGUUUGAACGAGACAAACAAAUUUAUAGAUGUUCAACAUUAAGGCAAGGUGGAAAAUUUGAUCCAAAAUAUAAACCAUCAAUAUUAAAUUGUCCACUGCCAGAAAUACCAAAAGAUGCAGAUCCACCGAAUUCUAAAAAAGAAAAUUCGUCUAAUGAACAUAGUACUGCCAAUAAUUAUUCAAAGACUUUAAAUAGACCGUCAAUGAAAUUACCGCCACCAGGCAAAGCAAUACCACCACCUAAAAUAGAUGCAAAUGUAUCAUCACCUCCAUUAAAAGAUAAAUCAAAUGUAAAUGGAAAUCAAUUGAUAAAUAAUAAUCAAAUACCAACGCAUACAAAUCAAUCAUCAACAACAACAGUAGCAGCAACAACAAAUUUAACAAUGCAACAUAAUCAAAAUAACACAAUGAAAUUAAAAGAUAAUAAUAUUAAUAGUAAUAGUGCUGGUGGUACUGGUAAUUCAAAUAAUGAUGAUGAUGAUGAUGAUGAAAGAUUACCAACACCACCACCACCUAUAACCGAUUUAAAUGAAUUAACAACAACACAAUUAAAACCAACAAACAAUAAUAACAAUGCUGCCAAAAAUGCUACAGUUCCUAGUUCUGGUAGUGCUGGCCAAAUUGGAACUUCUAUUAAUCCAAAUGAUGAUUCAAAUUAUGCUGUGACUGAACUUUAGAAUGCAAAACAGAAAAUUAAAUUUAAAAUUAAUAAUAACAUAUUUUAAUUAAAUUUAAUUGAAACGAAUGAAAAUGUGCUGAAAUAUUAAAAAAUUUAAAAUUAAAAUUGUUAAUUUAUUUUUUUUUUUCAUUUUUGUUUUUUGUUAUACUUAUAUUCAAUCUGUUUUUUUUUUUAAUUAAAAAUAAAUUAUAAUUAAGAAAUAUUAAAUUAAAAUAAAUAAGAACAAUUUAAUUUAAAUUGUAAAAAAUAAUUUAUUAAAUAAAAAAAUAAAUUCAAAUGUAAAAAAAACGCUGAAUUUCGUGUGACAAUUAAAAAAUUAUAUUGAGCAAAAUUUUACAAUU
Molecule: messenger RNA, 1418 nt
Organism: Condylostylus longicornis
Lineage: Eukaryota; Metazoa; Arthropoda; Insecta; Diptera; Dolichopodidae
Product: protein tweety-like
Exons: 2
Coding region: 167-1075 (302 amino acids)
Source: RefSeq, a predicted model, not a curated record